Chelonus insularis is the source of this 863-nucleotide messenger RNA. RefSeq names its product signal sequence receptor beta (gene SsRbeta). The transcript is spliced from 4 exons. NCBI's taxonomy places the organism in Eukaryota, Metazoa, Arthropoda, Insecta, Hymenoptera, Braconidae. Bases 123 to 698 code for a protein of 191 amino acids. The record is from RefSeq and is a predicted model, not a curated record. Gene Ontology annotation, cellular component: endoplasmic reticulum; membrane.
UGGUUCUGCGGGAAACGUGGCACUGAACAGAGCGCUGUUGGCAUGUUUAACAAACCCGCUUGAUCGGUCAACUAGUCGGCUGUUCUAUUUACCUCAUGUAAGGUUCUUCAACAUCUUGCAGAAUGAAGACUCAAAUAUUUUACUUGGCCAUUGCCACGUUAUUGGUGACAAUUUGUGCAGAAGAAGAGCCUGAAGCUGCCAAACUUUUAGUUUCAAAGCACAUCCUCAACAAAUACCUCGUAGAAAAUAUGGAUAUUAUUGUUAAGUAUACUGUGUACAACGUUGGUAACGUAGCAGCUUUGGAGGUAGAAAUUACAGACAAUUCAUUCCACCCUGAUCAUUUUGCUCAUGUCAGUGGUGAACUAAAUGCACGAAUUGAUCGUGUACCUCCUAAUAGCAAUGUUAGCCAUACAGUUGUCGUAAGACCUAGAAAAUUCGGAUAUUUCAACUUUACAUCUGCUGAAAUUUUGUACCGAAGAACUGAAGAUGCUCCAAGGCUCCAAGUUGCUGUGAGCAGUGCUCCUGGAGAAGGCCUUAUUGUUUCAUAUAGAGAUUAUGCCAAGAAAUUCUCAUCUCAUGUCGUGGACUGGUUAGCUUUUGCAGUAAUGACUUUACCUCCUUUGGCAAUUCCUUUUGCACUAUGGUACUCAAGCAAAAGUAAAUACGAAAAAUUAUCGAAGACUUCAAAGAAACAUUAAAUUGAUAGUAGAAUAAUUACCACAAAUUAUAAAUAAUACAGCAGUUGAUGAUAAUGUUUGUCAUAAAAAUCUAAACGAUCAUCUUUUUUAACUGGCAUGAUUGUGAUAUGCGUGACUGUAUGCUUGAUUCUUUUUUUAAAAAAAUAAAAAUUUAUUUAUAACAAA